AGCUUUACUCAGCUACAUUUCGUUAGUUGAUUUUUAGCGAUCGGGUUGCAAAUUGUUUGCUAGUGUUAACAGUGCGCAAUAAAAUAAAUAAACAAUCUGUCUGUAAACAGUCAUAUUUCAAAGAACUUUUAUUUUUGAAAAAAAUUAAUGAGACAUUUUACGAACAUUAGCAAGUGAAUUUAAAAAGAAAAAAAUUGAAAUUUUAAUUUAAAAAAAAUAACGACAUGCUAUCACGACGCAAGCAAGAUGAUAUUCCAAUUAAAAUUGGAGGCUGGGAUGGAAGAUUCGUCUAUGAAAAGCCAAAAUUGAAGCAAGGCUAUGAAUUGGUAAAACCAACACGCGGAACACUGGAGAAACAACAAUGGCAAGAAGGUAAAAAAGAAGUCAUCAGUAAGGCAAAGAGUCAGUCGGAAGAGACGACGACGACGACAACCACCACAACAACGUCAACAUCAUCGAACACUUCGGCACAAUCAAAAGAGCAUUAUAUUCGAGUUGAAUCGCGUGAAGAUCAACAUCACGACGAAUGCUAUGCUCAACAUCAACAACAGCAUGAUGAACGGUAUGAUCAAAAUCAAAAUGAGUAUGUGCAACGUGGCAAUGAUAAUGUACAAAGUCAAACAAAUUCGUAUCAACAACAUCAGCAACAAUAUGAGGAGCAACAACAACAACAGCAGCAAGAGCAACAAUAUCAGCAGCAACAGCAACAGCAACAACAACAACGAUACAAUCCACCAAAUUCAAAUCAACAACAAUAUGUCAACGAACGCGAAUAUAAUCAAUCCAAACAGGCCACAUCGGAUGGUGGUCAAAUGCAUGGCUACAACACGGAAACCGAAGUACUUCCGGCUACUUGGGAUGGCAAAUACCCUGAAGGAUAUCGUAACUAUCGUCCAAAUCCGCAAUUAAAUCAAUCGAAUACAAAUAAUCUGUACGGUCAUUGUGCUGAACCAACCGUAUUGCCUGCACAAUGGGAUGGCAAGUAUCCGGAUGGAUAUCGUAAUUAUCGACCAAAACCAGAUCAAAAUCGUUCGAAUACGGGCAAUUUGUACGGAUUUGAUACGUCGCCAACGGUGUUGCCCGUACAAUGGGAUGGGAAAUUUCAAAAAAGUGGUGAAACCUACCUUGUACCCGAGCGUAAUCAAUCAAAAACCAAUGAUUAUUAUGGUUAUGAUAAAACGCCAACCGUUUUACCAACCACUUGGAAUGGCCAAUUUCAAUUGGACCCAAAUGAUGUGCGCAUUAAACCAGAACGAAAUGCAUCCGAUGUACGAGAUUAUGCUGAUCAUCGUCGCUUUGUUACCCGAGAAUAGAUUUGCAGUCAUGUGUGUGGAGGUCGAGACAGGAACUUAUAAACGAAAUCAACCUUGAAUAUUCAGCUUUUGUUUUUCAAUACUAACCCGAUCACGAUCAGGCGCUCACGCUUUUAAACACACACACACACAAACACAAAUCGAUGAUAUAGUCUUACCAUAAAACACACAUGCACACACAAGCACGCGUGAACGUCAAUUUGCUCAUCGGUUAUAUUUAUUUUAAUUUCACCAUUUUAAUUAACUAAUCUCUAUAGACUUUGGAUCAAAAAAAAAUUUUUAUUCCGUUCCAGAACCAAAUACGACCCACGCAUUUUAUUUUUAUAUUUUAAAUUGCAAAACAAUCAGGAACAUUAUAAUUUAAACAAUUUCGUCGUAAUUUUUUUUUCUUUGUUCCCUCGCACAUUCGAUGUUUUCAUUUCAUUAAUAGUUAAAUCAGAAUUCAAUCGAAUAACAAACGAUAUUGAAUGAGCUCAAACAAAAACAUUGUGAUAUACUCCAAAAUAUCGGUUAUACAUUUUGUUAAUCAAUUGAACGUUUAUUUUUUGCUUGUUUCUCUUUCUGUAUUAUUCUUAAAUUGUUUAGCUCGUUGUUUUUUGAUACAAAAUUUGGAUUCGAUUAGGCAAUUUUAUUUUUUAUUUGUUUGUUUUUGUUUUCAGUGUUCAAAAUUUACAAUUCCAAAAUUCGAUGAUAUAAAUGAAGACAUUCUUAAUGACUUAUAACUGUAAUUCAUCUAGUUUUGUUUAAAAAAGAAGAAGAAAAUAAAAAAAAAUAUUCAUCUAACACCAAA
Messenger RNA from Contarinia nasturtii (swede midge), 2103 nucleotides. Its product is annotated as putative cyclin-dependent serine/threonine-protein kinase DDB_G0272797/DDB_G0274007. Bases 225 to 1313 code for a protein of 362 amino acids. The record is from RefSeq and is a predicted model, not a curated record. Lineage: Eukaryota; Metazoa; Arthropoda; Insecta; Diptera; Cecidomyiidae. The transcript has a single exon.